Hyposmocoma kahamanoa is the source of this 2330-nucleotide messenger RNA. RefSeq lists its product as uncharacterized. The coding region runs from base 124 to 495 and encodes 123 amino acids. NCBI's taxonomy places the organism in Eukaryota, Metazoa, Arthropoda, Insecta, Lepidoptera, Cosmopterigidae. The record is from RefSeq and is a predicted model, not a curated record. The transcript has 2 exons.
CCUCACUAGGACUUUGUGCGGAGUGGUUGUGUCCGCUUGACCUGGCUUAAGUUUACAUACACUUUAAAAUUCACUGCCACUGUUUGUGAUAAAAGUUUGUCGGACAAAACGUGUUAUUUCAUCAUGUGUGAAAAGAAAUCAAGGAAGAUAAAGAAAGGAUCGCACAGCACCCACCUGCGAGAGGCGCGCCGCAUUCAGCGGCUCCAGCAGCUGAUGUCGCCCCCCGUAGAGCGCCUGCCGUCCCCCUUGGUCGAUAAGAACGCCCAGUGCCGACUCAUCCUCGAACUCGCCUGGAAAACCAUCACGCUUAUGCAGAAAAACAGCAUGAUUCAACAGAGAAUCGUUGCGCUGCAGAAGGAAACUUCAGAAUUUGUAGCCGCAGUGAUGAGUAACCCUGAAAACAAACGGCGAUACGCCGAACAUAUGCGUCUGUACGGACAACAUCCACAGUCACUUGUGUUGUUCCCUGUCAAGCAGAACAGCACACAUAUCUGAAGUUAGAGUUUACUCUAACAUAGGUAGAUUUAAUUAAGCUUGAGCUAAGCUUCUAUAAGUGAGUGAUAUUUAAUUAGGAAACUUACUUAAAUUUGAUAUGCAGUUUUAGUAUCCAAGGGUAUUAAUUUUAGAGUAUAGGGUUUUUUCAGUUUGUUAUAAUGUGUUAGUAAUUUAAGUGUAGAUAUAAAUCAAUUUAGACAAACUUAAAACAGAUUUACUGCUGUGUAAAGUUGUUAUUUACUGUGACCGUCAUAAUUAGGUUUUAAGUUUUAACUUGGUGUAAUUAUAGCAAAGUUUAGGCAGAACGCGUUGUCCUGCCUGACGUUGAUUCUCCCGUCCUCAUUAGCUAUAAGUAACGAAGCCGCAACACUUACCAAAGUAUAUAUACUAUGAGCCACUUGUACGCAGACACAUGGAAUCAACGGUACAAUUUCAACGUACAUUCAAUUUAUUUUAAUUUUUACAUCUCUUUUUAUUAUUAUUUAUAAUUCAAUAAAUUCUACAUCAUGUACAAUAGGACAACCAGGUUGUAUCGAGGCUCGUAAUAAUUAGUACGUAAGUUUCCAACGCCUUACUGAUUUAUAAUAAUGGUUCUAACAAAUUGUGAGCGAACAUAUUGCAUAAAUAAGUCGUUAUUCAUAUUUAUCAAGUAAAAGUAUAUUGUCUUGCAUGUUGUUGCUUUUGUAAGUAACUAUGUACCUAGGUUUAAAUUGUAUAAUUUAUUAGUAAUUUUUCGAACUAAAUACUCUAUCCUAGUUAAGAAAACUUCCACUGCGACAUUACUAAAGUCAAAUAUGUAUAUUCUAUUAUUUUAUUUGAUUUUGUUGAUGCUAACAAAAUUUUAUUUUUCAUUAGUAAAUGUUACGAAUUGGUGGUGAGAUGCAUUAGUUAACAAUGGUUCAGCUAAACAAUUUUAUAUUACAAACAAUAUUUUUUUUCCUUCUGAUAAUUUACUUAGCGUCAAAUGUAGAGCGAACCCUUGUCCUUUGACUAAUGCCUAUAGAAUAUAAAUAAUGUAUAUAGAAGUCCACUGUAUCUUUCUGAGGACAGUCAUUACCAUACCUGUUUUUCACACGUAGCAUUAUCAUGGUUCCAGGAAUGACAUAGUAAUACAAGUUAAUAAUUUUGUGUGUGGCAUGGCCACAGCGACGUGCCUUAUAAGGCUAAAAGCAUAAGAAAAACAAAAUGUAGUAAUUUUCUUUCACAUUUUUAUUUAAAUGUUAAUUUACAACAUUGAAAUAAAAGCACGUAUUUUUAGGUCUUUCCGAUUCAGAAAUUAGCUUUCCAUUCUUUGAGUUGACCGGGCAAAACUAAUUGCGAAACUUUAUUGUCUGAACAGUUUGUGGUACUUGUAGUCUUUUGGCACGCAGCGGUGUUUCUUUGUACGAUUUUACCCUUUUUCGGACACUUAUGCCAUAGUAUUGGCGUUAGUCAAAGAAUUCUUUAAAUCUCAUUACAUUUGUGGGAAUAUUUUAUUCUAUGUUGCAUUUAGUAGAUUAGUUACUAAUUAAUGCACAGACCUAUAUACCAUGCACUGUGUUCAUUUUUUAAUUUUAUUUAAAUACCUACUUUGUCGAUAUAGACAUUGGGUAGACCUUUAGCGUUUAACGACGGACUGGUUUCGUGAGUAAAAUAAUAAUACAUACUCUAUGUGACAGUACUAAAUAUAGUAUUAUUGUUUUUUUUACGAUAACAAAAGAUCGGUCACCAAAUGUCAUUAGACUGUAAUCUGUCUAGAGAUGUACGCGAAUAUAUUGCAAGUUAAUUAAUUUUUAAUAUUACAACUCUCUGAUUGACAGAAUAGUUUAAUUUUUAUGAACUACAAACACGAUAAA